Molecule: messenger RNA, 336 nt
Organism: Trichomonas vaginalis G3
Lineage: Eukaryota; Parabasalia; Trichomonadida; Trichomonadidae
Product: cell redox homeostasis
Exons: 1
Coding region: 1-336 (111 amino acids)
Source: RefSeq, a predicted model, not a curated record
AUGUUAAACAACAUUAUCCAGUUUAAGGGUUCAAAAGAAGAUCUUAAAAGUGCAAUUGAGAGCCAUAAUGGACUUACUGUUCUCGAUAUGAGUACACAAUGGUGUGGUUCUUGCCGUAGAUUAGCAAUGUUGUUACCGAAAAUUGCAGCAGAGAAUACAGACGUACUCUUUCUUAAAGUUGAUGUCGAAGAUAACCCCGAACUUAAGGAAUACUAUAAAAUCGAUCAAAUACCUGUUAUCAAUUUCUGCAAGAAUGAUAAAGGCUUGGAACCAAUUAAAACCUUAGUCGGAUUAAACGUUCCUGCCAUAAAAGAAAACAUUACAUCACUGAAAUAA